GUCGUCGAACAUUAUGACGGAUAUUGUGUAUCCAGCGGGAUGUAGACCGCUGUCCGAAGAUCUGGGCACAGAUGAACUGAUACGAAGAUUAAAGACACUGGCAAAUGUCUUGCAGGCCAUGGGCCAGGAUGAUGGUGUUUAUCAACAGUAUAUACCACUAUCACUGCAACUGGCCGAUGACCAUUUCUUGCAACAUCCUUCGCGGGAUGUCCAACUGUUGGUGGCCUGUUGUAUUGCCGAUGUAUUGCGUGUCUAUGCUCCCGAAGCACCCUACAAGGAUCAGGACCAAGUCAAAGUUAUUUUCCUUUUCUUUAUUAAACAAUUGUAUGGUCUCAAGGACCCUAAAGAUCCCUCGUUCAAACGUUAUUUCUAUUUGUUGGAAAAUCUGGCUUAUGUCAAGUCGUUUAAUAUGUGCUUCGAACUGGAAGAUUGUGCAGAGAUUUUUUGCCAACUAUUUGGCAUGAUGUUUAAAAUAGUCAAUGAGGAGCAUAGCACCAAAGUGAAGAAUUUCAUGAUCGACAUAAUGAGUCCUCUCAUAAGUGAGGCAGACAACUUUACCACAGAUAUAUUGGAUUUAAUCUUAAUAAAUAUUGUGGAGCCCCGAAAAUCACAAAACAAAUACGCUUAUCAAUUGGCCGAGCAAUUGAUUAUCAAGACAGCCGAUUCAUUAGAAACUAUAAUCAAAAUGUUUUUCAAUCAGGUUCUGGUUUUAGAUAAAAUCGACAAAAACUAUGAAAUUUGCACUAAAGUUUAUGAUCUUAUCUAUGAGCUACAUCUAAUAUGUCCCAAUAUUUUGUGUUCGGUAUUGCCACAAUUGGAAUGUAAAUUGAAAUCAUCAAAUGAACAGGAACGGCUGAAAGCUGUGGCUCUUUUAGCUCGGAUGUUCUCCGAAAAAGAUUCACAAAUCUCGAAAAAACAUCCAAACCUAUUGCGUAUGUUCUUCGGCCGCUUCUGUGACAUAUCAUAUUCGAUACGCGUCAAGUGUGUCCAAUCCUCAAUGCACUUUCUGCUCAAUCAAGCCCACCUACGAGAAGAAGUCAUACAGUGUUUACGUGCCCGACAACAUGACUCCGAUGAAAAUGUUCGUUACGAAGUGGUCAUGGCUAUUGUAGAGACGGCCAAACGGGAAUUUUCCAUAGUAUGCGAAUCGGAAGAGCUACUGGACAUUGUACGCGAACGUACCUUAGAUAAAAAAUUCAAAAUACGUAAAGAGGCUAUGUUGGGUUUGGCCUUUGUCUACCGCAAAGCGAUAUGCGAACCAAAUGAUCUAUCCUCGGAGGUUAAGAAAAAUGUGGAAUGGAUAAAGAAUAAAAUCAUGCAUGGCUAUUAUAUGCCAACGCUGGAAGAUCGCCUGCAGGUUGAACGUUUGUUAAUUACAUCCCUAGUGCCCUAUAAAAUGGCUCCGCUGGAGCGUAUGAAACAAUUAUAUCAUCUGAUGGGCACAUUCGACGACAAUGCCACAAAGGCAUUCAUUGAAUUGCAAAAGAAUCAAAUGAAGACGCGCAAAACGGUGUUGGAGUGGGUGAAAUUGCACAAAACUAAAGACAUGACACCCUCAAUGCAAAGCCAGCUGAAUAUAAAACAGGCCAUCAUUUGUAAACUCUUGGCUGAUCCUUUAAAGGCUUCGGAAUUUAUUGGCAAGUUCAGUACGAAUAUGAGAAAAGAUCCAACGCUGCUGCGUUACAUGGAAAUCAUAUUGAAGCGGGAUGUUUCCUGCAAGGAGUGUGCGGACACCAUGUCAUUGCUGUUGAAAAAAUUGGGUACACCCAUUAUGACAAAUCUCUAUUAUCAGACUGUUAAAAUGUUAAUAGAACGAAUAGCAUCGGUAAUGAUUGACAAGGAAUCUUUGGGAAUUUUAAUUGGAUUAAUUGAGGAUUGUAUGCGUGGUGGUGAAACCUGCAAGGAAAUUGGCUUACCGGUAAAUGAGGCUGGUGAGCAAGGCCUUAAAUUGUUGACUGCUUUAUCGUAUUUAUUUUCUCCACACUUUUUCACCGACAAAUCCCUACGUCAUUUGAUCUCAUUACUGAGUUAUGACAACGACUACUCGGCGCCUUUAAUAUUGAAAUCUCUUACACAUCUCGGCCGCUAUAAACCACUAAUUUCCGUGGAUGCUGCCAUUUUGGAGGAAUUGGCACCCGUCUGCAAAGACUUUGCUGUGGAGGGAACACCAAAACAGGCCAAACAUGCGGUACGUUGCAUUUUUGUUAAUACCCAGGCCCAGUUGAAUGGUGGCACCGAACAUUUGGACACACCAAAGACUGUACAUCCCAUAUUCCACGAGAUAAUGGAUAAUUUGCGACUCACCCUCAAACCCAAUUGUCCACAACAACGGACAAAAGUGGUCACCAUGGGCCACAUAGCCUACAAUAUGCCCCGAGCAUUUGCCGAGAAAAUAAAGAACAUGAUUGCCCGGCGCAUUGUUAAGGAGUUGUUAAUACAACCAGUACCUGAAGAUAGGAUUUGUAAACGCAUCGAAGGAGAUUGGUGUGAUCAGGAGGAAUUGCCCACAGACACGUUGUGUAAACUGGAGGGCCUGAAAACAAUGGCCCGUUGGCUGUUGGGCUUGCGUGACGACGAAGCCUCGGCCAAGAAAACAUUUCGUAUGCUGAUAGCUUUUAUUCACCAUGGCGGUGAUUUGUUGGAUCACAAGCGUAUGUUUGCCGCCGAAUCGUCAUGGUUUAGGGCAGCCGCUGCCUGUGCGAUGUUGAAAAUAUGCGAACAAAAGGGUGUUGGUGAUCAGUAUACCGCCGAGCAGUAUUACAGUUUGGCACAGCUAAUGUGCGAUCCUGUGCCCCAAGUCAGAGAAAUGUUUGCCCGCAAAUUACACAAAGGUCUGAACAAGGGUUUGCCCAGCAAUUGUUUGCCAUUGGAUUUUAUGGGUUUCUAUGCAUUGUCGGGUCAUGAGACAGACAAAAAAUUAUUUGAACUGAAACGUCAAUUUUUGGAAGCUGAUGUCAACAAAAGAAGAGAAUAUCUCAAAACAAUACAAGCAACAAAUCACGAUGCAACAGAGGAACAACGUUUGCACAUAUUACCUGAUUUUAUAUUGGCUUUUGCCCUACCCAUACUUGUACACGAUCCACAUUUUACCAAUUAUGAGGAUCGCGGCCAAUUGAAACAAGUGGAAAAAUGUUUGCGUUUCAUUUUGGAACCCCUAAUGGCCAAGUCGGAAACAUUCUCAUACAGUUUCUACAAGAAUCUUAUUGAAAUGAUGAAAAAUCAUUAUGUUGUCACACCGAAUGCUGAAAAUCAGGCUUAUAAUUUGAAAUUGUGGGCCUGUUGCGAUCUCGCCAACUAUAUUAUCUGUUCCAAAAUGGGACAGUGUGAUUUAACGCCAAACAAAACAUUCAAUGUACCGAUUACAUUACCACCUCUAUAUUUCCAAGAGCCUCCACCGGAUGCUGCUGGAUUUCCAAAUACUAAAAUAUAUAUACCUUUUGAUACAUAUUCAAUAAUAACGACCUUAGGGACACAUAAGAAAGUAACAACAAAUGCCUUGAAACCCACCACCAGUGGUGGUCAGUCAUCAAUAAUAAAAAGUGCAGAAAAACGUCCAGCCUCAGAUCAUCUAUCAUCAAUAGAUCAAAAUUCUCUGGAAAAUGCCUCAUUAUUUGAGGCCAUGACGGAUGAUACAUCCGACCAACCAGUUACCAAAAAGGUACGAGGUGUUAUGCGUACCGGAAAAACGUAAACCCGUUUUUCCCCUCCAUAUAACAUUCUAAGCUAGCACUUAAGAUUCUUGGUAGAUCCAGUUUUUUAUAGCGCCGUCGUUUAGAACAGAACAAAUAUUUUUUGUAAAGAACAUUUGUUUAGUUUUCUUCAUUGUCGUCGUCAUAUUUUACACAAAG
This is a messenger RNA of Musca vetustissima, 3848 nucleotides long. RefSeq names its product sister chromatid cohesion protein PDS5 homolog B-B (gene pds5). The transcript has 12 exons. Lineage: Eukaryota; Metazoa; Arthropoda; Insecta; Diptera; Muscidae. The record is from RefSeq and is a predicted model, not a curated record. Gene Ontology annotation, cellular component: chromatin; nucleus. The coding region runs from base 14 to 3691 and encodes 1225 amino acids. Gene Ontology annotation, biological process: DNA repair; mitotic sister chromatid cohesion.